Merops nubicus (carmine bee-eater) is the source of this 1005-nucleotide messenger RNA. Its product is annotated as sperm flagellar protein 2-like. The annotation marks the transcript as partial. Lineage: Eukaryota; Metazoa; Chordata; Aves; Coraciiformes; Meropidae. Gene Ontology annotation, biological process: sperm axoneme assembly. The record is from RefSeq and is a predicted model, not a curated record. Gene Ontology annotation, cellular component: manchette; sperm midpiece. The transcript is spliced from 7 exons.
GAUACAUAUGAGGAGAUUAAUAAAUUUGAGAAGGCUAUAGCGGGAAAUACCUCUACAGUACACAGCCAAGUGGCUGACAGCACUAUAGAAGAAUCAUUGCAAAUGCAGAAGUUGCAAGAAACAACUCUAGAAAAUACAACACAGACAGCAACUGAGCUGUUAAAUAUUUAUUCAGAUGAUGAAUAUAUAAAGAAAAUUCGAAAAUGUUUAGAGGAAGAUAAGUUCGCUAGAGAACAACGAGAAAAGAGACGGCGAAAAAUGCUGAUGGAACAGUUAAUAGCACAUGAAGCUGAAGAGGAGGCUUACCGAGAGGAACAACUUAUAUACAGACUAAUGAGACAAUCUCAGCAGGAGCGGAGGAUUGCUGUUCAACUCAUGCAUGUUCGACAUGAAAAAGAAGUGUUAAGGCAAAACAGAAUUUUCAGGGAAAAGCAAUAUGAAGAAAGACGACUGAAAGAGUUCCAGGAAGCUCUUGAUAGAGAAGUGGCCCUUGCAAAACAAGAAAAAAUUGAUUUUGAAGAACAAAUUAUCAAAGAAAGAGAACAACAUAAGAAAAUUGCUGUUGAAAGAGCUCAGGCACGUUAUAAAAAGCAUUAUGCUAUAUGUUGGGAAGUGAUUGACCAAAUAAUUGAUUUGUCAACAAAAGUAGGAGAAUAUCGUCUACUGACAAACAACAGAAUUCCAUUAAAAUUGAUGCGAGAUUGGAAGGAAUUUUUUUUUAAUGGAAAACCAAUUUACGAACAAGCCUCAAUUCAACCUUUGCCAAAUGAACCAAGUCCAGAACAACUUAUAGAGCUGAAUAAAAUGAAUGUGUUAGAUGAAAAAGAUUAUGGUGAAUACAAGGUACUAUCUGUUGAUACUCUGGUUCAGGAGGCCAUCCAAGCUUUUCUUGAAAAUGAAAGGAAAAGUGAACACAAUGUGAUACCACAAGAAGCAGAGAGUUCUGGUGAACAAAACAAGUGCCUGGGAGCAGCAAGUGCAAGGCUGCUCUGUGAAGGAAGGUGA